AAGAGCAGGAUGACAAUGCCAGCAUGAAGCAGUACCUGAGAAACAAAAACCUUGUUCUGGAUUUCCUGCGCUCUGACCUGAACCCCCACCACCUCCAGUACCACUGGAACAAAGUUCAUCUUCUGAAGAAGUGUUACUUUUACUUGAAGUUUGAGCCCAGACACGUGUGCGUGAGAGACCAGAACAAUAUGAUGAUUUUUGCUGACAUCUUGCAAAUAGCAAACCCCUGCCAACUCCAAAAGAUCAAGAAGGUGGGAAAAAAACAGACUGAAAUCCAGCUGGCACUUUUAACAGAGCUGUUGGAACAGCUGGAACGAGGCCGGGAGGAGCUGAGCCGUUACGUACAGAUCUGUGACGUAGAAGAUUUCCUCUCCCAGUGGGACUUGAAUAUAAAGAGAGUGCUCAAGCUCUCCAUGUUUUUCAAUAAGCUCAUUUCCUUGGAAGAGCCAAGGAAGCUCCAUGUCAAGCACAGUUUGGUGUCACAGAUACAUCUCGGAGGUGCUCUACACCCUCCCAUUACUUUUUCUCUCUACACAAAGAAGCCGCCGAUUUUUGAUCGGAUAGAGUCGUUUGCGUGCCAGACCUGGGCCCAGCUCAAGUGGUUCACUGAGAGUCAAGAGUCUCACCUGGAACGAUGGCAGCUGGAGAUCAAGCUAGUGACAGAUGACAGUCAGACAGAACCAGGAUACGGUCGGACCCAGGAAGUCAUCUCCAACCCGUGUGUAAUCAACCACCUGCUGCCUGGCAGGUUGUAUGAGUUCAAAGUGAGGAGGUCCGACACUCACACGCUCGUCUACUCGCAGUGGCACGACUGCAUUAUAUUGAAGACAAAAACUCACCCUGCUGAAGACACCAAGGAAGCCCCCAACCGCAGCCUGAUGAGGCGGCUCACAAGACCGACUCCCUCAGUUUAAUAGUUUAAUGAAAAAGAUGAAUAAGAGUAAUUAAAAAGAAAUUGUUUAAACAGUUUGUUUUAAAUCAAACUCGUUCUGUUUUCAACAGCAAUUGUACAGGUGCCUUCCCAAAAUCUCUCCAGGUAAGCAAUUACCCAUUUGAAAUUUCUCACAAAAAAUAACAUCCUUAGGCAGCCUUUGGGACUCAAUAGCUUUGUCCCACUACCAGAGGCAAUGGUGGGAGCAGCCAGAACCAGAAAAUCUUGCAGGACACCUCUGAAGCAGAGCACAAGAGACAGAAGCAUCUCUACCAUCCAGUGCUUUCCAUCUCCUGAAGGAUGCUCAAUGUCAGCUUCUUCCAAUGAUGUUUUGGGUUUGUAUUGUCCUUCUUCCAAAAUACCUUAAACUGAAUUCUUAAGCUCUUCAAAUCACCCACCCAGACUUAUGUCCAUCACUGCUUUCUCUCAUCCUCUACACCCUAUAGGUACCUAAGCAUGACUUCACCCCUCUAUAGUGCAUUAAAAGAUCACUUUAAUAAAAAAAACACCAACCAAAACUCAACAAUAAAUCCCCAAGCCUCUGAACAAACAGGGAAGAGUAAUACAUCAAUAUGUAAAAAAUUAUUUUCUGCCAAAAACCUGCAGUUAAUGUUUUCUUUUUUACCAUUUGGUUCAGUCCAAACAGAGCUUUCCCCACACAGAUUCUAGUCAAACCACCACAUAAACAGACCUUUUAGUAAUAAAAUUUAUUAUUUAAAUAAAUUCAAAUAAUUUUUACAAUUAUGGCUUAAAUAUCAAAAAAGGAAUGUUGAGAUUCAUUCUUAUGAACAAAGCAGAUAAAAAUAUUGGUAUCCAAAAGGUCAUUUGAGGUUUGCUGCGAGUCACAGACAUACAAAAGAUAAAAACCUGCCCCAUUUCAAGUUCCUUAAUUCAGACUUCAUGACACUUGACAUUUCAUUUCUAUUUUUAAAAACCCCACCGAUUUAUUGCAGUAAAUUGAUUGUCCUACACAGAUCUGUCAAAAUCCUCAAAAACAGUCCAGCCCCCCCGAUGCUGGGCUCACUCCUGGCUGCCUGCACAGGUUCCCCUUGUUCAAUUUGUGCUAAAGCUCUAGCUAGUGCUGAAGAAAUUAAGUUAAUGCUGUUGGAUGAACUGACAUUUGUGUCCUGCAGCCAUGUGCUUUGUCUUUGAGUGUGGAGAACACAGAGCUUGUGACUGGACAGAUGCCCUGGGCACCACGCUGCCAGGGUGUUCCUAUUUGGAAUCACCAAAAGUUUGGUAUUUUAAAAAUAUUGCUUGAACAUAAAAUUCUUCCAAAAGUAAAUUCAAAACUGCAUGCAAAUGAAACCAGGUUAAUUUGAACUUUUUUUCCUCUAUUGAUUUCUAUGAUUCACUCCAUGACCGUAAGGACAAGAACAUGAUCCUCAGCUACAGUCUAUAAAAAGUUUAAUUGCACUUUCUGCUAUCCCUGACUAUUGCAUGACCAGCUCUCCAGGAACCUGCUGACAGCACCAGCAGCCUGAGGGCCCAGCCUGGCUGUAACUGCUGCUUGGGUGCAUUUCCUAAUCACCAGUUAUAAAAUACAUCCUCAGAGGAAAAAAAAACCCAUGUAUAUUGUCUUGCAACACAGACUAAGAAAAACAUUUCAUUCUACCUCCAUGGAGUAGAAAUAAACAUUUUUCCCACUAAGGAAAGAGGGAGUUGCUUUAUGAGGACUCUCUCUUGGCCAAACCUCCCCCAAGAGCACUGACUAAGCCACAAAUCUGGGGUGAGUCUCCUUGUUUGUGUGACAUGUAUGAAUAACCAGCACAAAACCCAGGGGAGAAACUCUUCACUUAAAGGAGAUAAUGAAAAUGAGACCCACUGGUUCUAAAGGAACCAAGGUGGCUUUGUUAAAUGAAGCUGGCACCGUGCUAAAGUAGUUAUCGCAACAAUUCCAGCAUUUUUUGCAAUUCUCCAUAGCAUCUUUGGAGCCAGAUGAUUUAAUUUCACUAGUCCACAGAAUGAUCCACAGACAAUCUUAUUUUGUAAUUGCAAUAAUAUUUGCUAAUCAGGCUGGUGGAGAAUCUUUUAAGAUCCCACACAGGAUGACUUCAAAGAGGAACAAUUAAUUUUAUACCUUACCAGCUUUUCCCAAGCAUCUUUAGAACCAGCAGGAGAUACUUCCUAUGGGUUUUUAUCCUUCAUGGAAUCACCAGCCAUAUGCCCACUAUUAUGCUUCAGUAGGACAAGAGCAAGCCUGGAUGGUCUUUGGCAUACAGCUCAACCCCCCCCAAAGGCAGACUGCACUAAGGUAGUUUAAACUAGGAAGAGAGCAACAAAACCUCCCCAUAGGUUCUGGAGGCAAGUCUAACACAGAGUCAUGAGAAGAAACACAGAGUUAAAUAGAGACUUUUCCAGACACAGUGCUUUCCUAUUGCCAUUCCUCCACAUGGGAAAGAGCCACGCUGGAUUUCAGUUGCAAACAGGACAAAAUUCCUCCUGCCAUAGCGCUGUGACAUCACAGGGAUCCACACCACAAGGAAAACUUGUGUGAUUGCAUCUCAGCUCCAUCCCACAUGAACACCUAAGGACAGCCAAACAUGUGGUCUGGGGAGAGCUGAGGCAGGCACUUCAUACAUUCAGAAUUGAAAUGAGAUAAAAGACACCCUCCCUCAAAACUGUCAUGCUUCCAUGAUUUUCAGAGGCACCAUUCACCACAGUACAUCUCUACCAGUCACUGGGUGAGAGAAGCCUCUCUGGUGAACCACAGCUUCCAGCUCACAGCAGUUUGGCUACAGAAAAUAUAAAAAUACAUUAUACACGUACACUCCUUCACUGCUCUUAAAAACUCAGGCCAUAAGGCUGUGAAACAAAUUUUCACAGAGUUAAAAGUUAAUAAAUUAAAAGCAGCUUUAAAAAAAGUGGGGUAGGAAAGGGAGGGGGAAUCAACAGGAGAUUUCAAAUAAAAUUCUAAACAGUUUAAAAUGGGCUAACAAAUCCCAAGGUUUCCUGGUAGGAGAGGUCCCCGCUUUUCAUUGUCUUUAUGCUGGUGAGGACAAGCUCCUUCAUAUAAAGAAUACAUAAAUCUAUUUACAAAAUCACCUUGGCCUUGCCACUGCGAUAUUUACAUGCUCAGACAAUAUCAUUUUGGCUAGACAAAGUGGUGCAUGCAUCUCUUGUUGCUUUCCUCCUUCACUUAAAAAAAAAAAAAGGA
This is a messenger RNA of Serinus canaria (Common canary), 4088 nucleotides long. It is a transcript of the gene FNDC11, whose product is annotated as fibronectin type III domain containing 11. Bases 24 to 914 code for a protein of 296 amino acids. Lineage: Eukaryota; Metazoa; Chordata; Aves; Passeriformes; Fringillidae. The record is from RefSeq and is a predicted model, not a curated record. The transcript has a single exon.